This is a messenger RNA of Pungitius pungitius (ninespine stickleback), 6049 nucleotides long. Its product is annotated as sterile alpha motif domain-containing protein 9-like. Gene Ontology annotation, cellular component: cytoplasm. The record is from RefSeq and is a predicted model, not a curated record. Lineage: Eukaryota; Metazoa; Chordata; Actinopteri; Perciformes; Gasterosteidae. The transcript has 4 exons. Gene Ontology annotation, molecular function: protein binding. Bases 359 to 4855 code for a protein of 1498 amino acids.
AUUACGCAGACUCCUAUCUCAACUUCCUGAUCUUUCAUUCCUCUCGGUGAACUAGCACAGACAGAUGUCUCCUUCUUGAGCCUGAUGUCUCCAACUUGAUCCAGAUGUGUACUACUUGAGACAGAUGUCUCCUUCUUGAGCCUGAUGUCUCCAACUUGAUCCAGAUGUGUACUACUUGAGACAGAUGUCUCCUACUUGAGCCAGAUGUGUCUGUUUGAAGACGUAGGCAUGUAUCAGACCAAAGACUGCAUACCGGGGUGCGUUAGUGGUCAAGAUUUGUGAAAAGUGAGCCGGCUAUCAUGGAUGAUCAGGAUAAAUAAAGUAAAUCUACAUUUGAGAAGGAGGAACCAAAGCUGUCAUGGCAGAUCGAGGCAAAAUUAAGAGUCAGAAGGAUGGUCUGCCACGUGACAUCAAGGAUUGGAGUAAAGAUCAAGUGAGAGAAUGGGCUCUUAAUUUGGAUCAAGUUCCUGACAAUGUGGCAGAGAUUCUGUUCCAGCAGGAUGUUGAUGGGCCAAGUCUUUUGCUUUUAGAUACAGAAGAUUUACAAAAAAAUCGUGUGACUCUUGGACCAGCAAAACUUCUCAUUAAAGCCAGAGAUGAGGAGGUGAAGUUAAUCAAAAUUAACUCAAAAGGUCUACCUCGAGGACCAUGCAAGCCCUACCCAUUCUGUAGGUACAAUGAUUCAUAUAGAUACAUGGAGAGCGACAUUCUUGAUAUUACAGAAUCAGGCGCAUCAGACUUAAUUGAACCCUGCCACGAGUAUAAAGCUUUUAACGGUACAACAGAUGAAGCUACGAUGACCAGGUUAAUUGAAGAGGUUGCCCGCUUUGCAGCUGCCUGCAUGAACAGCCGCACCAAUGGCACCAUUCAUUUUGGAAUAGGAGACGAGCCAAACUUCACACACGGUCAAGUGUUGGGAGUGGUUGUUACGGACAAAGAGGCUUAUGCAAAGAAAAUCAACACUGUCAUUGAUUAUUUUGAGCAUAAACACAAAAAGACUGCUCAAAGUUGCAUCAAACCGCCAAGAUUUGUUGGUGUUCUCAAUAGGAAUGAGACAUCAUCUGAAAAAUGCGUUAUAGAAGUGGACAUAGUCCCUGACUCUACAAUGUGUGAAGAAAACAUCUACCACACCUUCAAUGUGGACUCAAAAAAGAAGAAAAAAGCUAAAGCUAAAGAAACACCUGAAACAAGACAAUCAAAACAAUUCUUUGUUCGAGAAGGCGGUAGCAGCAGGGAUCUCCUCCUCCUCACCACAUUGGCCAGAGAAAUGGAGGAGUACAACCAUUUUGUUGCUGGGAAGGCACAGCGAGCACAGCUAAGAAAAGAAGCUGAGGAGAAGCACCUUAAUGUGAUAAAAUGCAGUACUCAGGGCAAUCGAUUGAGACAGAUGAUAACUGGUGGAUCCUUAUCUUUAGAUAAGUCACACUUUGAGUGGUAUAUAAUUGUAACCAACAAAUCACAUCAAAUCCACUUUGAAUCUCUAGAAUUUCUGGUUGAGCUCAAUCCAAUAGCUGUUUUGGACUUUGAUCCAGAAUCAGCUAAAGAUGGGUUACAAUUCCACUUUAAAAAACUAAGAACAGUAAAUGACCAUCUACCAGCACAGUUUAAAGUAACAGAAGGAGUUGAGGACAUUGCAAAACAGUUGAAAUUAACUCGAAUCACCAGCUGGGUAUUCUCCAAUGGAGGGAUCGAGAAGGAGGAACCCUCAGACAUUGACGAGUGGUUGAUGGACAAAGGGUCCUCCGUUCGAGAUGUGAUUUCAUUCUUGUGUCGGAAAGAAGAUCCCAACAAGAGAUUCCUGGUCAUUUUCUUACUUUGGUCAACAGUGAGUGAGAAGAUGGACCCUCUUGUUGAGACUUUCAGUAUGUUCUACCAGGAGCUCAAAGGGACCGAGCAGAUCCUUUGCAUAUGUGACAAUAAAAAUGCCUUUACCUCCUGGAAGAACCUAGUUGAUGCUCGGUGCGGAACCAAUAUUGCUCAUAGAUGCAUUCAUGAGCUCAGUUUCCCUGAAGUGAACGGCACUGUCCUUAGUCUUUUGUCCAAAAAUCGUAGGUCCAGCCGUUUCCUACCAUGUGGUGGGGGAAGUAAUGUACUUCUUGAGAAGAAAGUGGAGCGUGAUCUGAAUACCUUAGAGGUAUUAUGUGUGAACCAAUGUGAAGGAGGAAACGAGGACAAAAUUGUCAUAGAGGAGAACUUCUACAAAGGAGAACAAGUGUCAUGGUGGAAUUUUUACUUUUCAGAGCAGCCUGGAUCCAUUCCAUUCAUCAAACGAGACAUGUUUGACUUCAUCAUGAACACAGUCAUACCUGAUUUGUGCUCCCUGGGAAAAGCCUGCGUCUUGUUCAACCUCAUGCAUGUGCCCGGAUGUGGUGGGACAACUUUGGCCAUGCAUACUUUAUGGGCUCUCCGGGACAGAUUCCGUUGUGCUGUCCUCAGAGACAGAAACGCAGACUUUGCUGAAGUUGCGGAUCAAGUGGUCAAAUUGUUGAUGUAUGUCCAUAAGGAGCAAUUACCGCAGGUCCCUGUUUUGCUGAUGAUUGAUGACUUUGAUGACAAAGAAAAAGUAUUUGACUUGCAGCGGGCCAUUGAUGAAGAAUGUGCAAAGAAAAAUAUUCAGUCCAAGUCUGCACAAGUAAUUCUUCUGAAUUGUAUGAUGUCAGAGUCCUCUGAACACACUGAACACACUGAACACACUGCAGAGUCAGUAUUCAUUGGAAACAAUCUCUCUGAGAAGGAGCAGAAGCUGUUUGAGGAGAAACUGGUGGCAAUAGAGAAAGAAUACAAGAAUGCAGACACGUUCUAUGGCUUCAUGAUCAUGAAGAAGAACUUUAAGCCAGAGUAUGUUCAGGGUGUGGCCCGCAACACCCUGAAGAGCUUCAACAUGAAGGAAAAACAUGCACAGCUCUUGGCUGUUUUAGUUCUGUUGAAUGUAUACUGCAAGGGAUCCUCUCUCUCCAUCUCUCUCUGUGAGGAAUUUCUUGGUGUUCAACCAAAACCAAUCUUUGGAACCAUUAAAGUCCAAGAGAGAUUUGGGAAAUUUUCCACAUUAAUUGCCACCUGCUCAGUUGAGGGUAAGCUAGUUUUCAAAGCUGUGGAAAUGAUCCAUUCAAGCAUUGCAAGGCACUGUUUGCAGGAACUAACAACAACAUACAAUGUGAGCAAAGCUGAGAUUACUGACCUCCUGCUGACCACAGACAAGCUUUAUGAGAGCACACAAGGAAAAGACAAACUCCUGAAAGACGUUCGUCAAAUUUUGGUGAAGAGACAUUAUUCCGUGGAAGAAUGUCAGUUUUCUCCUCUAAUUCAAGACAUUGCAAAUGAAAGCCCCGGAUUGGAGGAGAUGGUGCUACAAAACGCAUAUAAACGAUUUAAGAAAGAUGCAGGUGUCUCCCAGUUACUAGCCAGGUACUAUUACCUGAAAAUAAAGGAUUUCUCUGAGGCAGAAGUUUGGGCAUCGAGAGCAAGAGAUCUGUCCAAAGACAGCUCAUAUUUUGCUGACACCUCCGCGCAGGUUGUUAAGCACAGGCUGAAGAAUACCAUUGCAGACUGCAAGAAAGGACUUAUAAGUCCUGAAAAACUAGGGACUUUCCUCAAACUGGCUCAGUCAGCAACGGAUGCCUUCAAGGAAACACACAACCUUGCCAAGAAAGAGUUGAGUCACUCUUUUAAUACAGCAGGGUGCCUGGGAGAAAUUCAGGUCGGGGCACUUGUCAUUGAAGUGCUGGAAAAGACUCCUGUCUUUGCCUCUGACAAUGUGCGCCAUGACAUAAUGAGUGGGGUUCUCUCUGGAAAUGUGCAACUUCAGGAUGUCGAGAAAAAUGAUAAAAGGCAGAACAAACACGCACAACACUACGAAAUCCUCAAACAGUUUAAGGAUUUCCUCUACAGCCUGAGAAAUAGGAUGAAGGAGAACUUUGACUUUCUUGACAACUUUUCUGUGAACUUGGGCUCCAGAUCUGGAAUGAAAGAUAGUCGUGAGCAAGUAGCCCAAAGAGAGCUUUUCAGAUGCUUCCGACAGUAUACAGAGCUUUUCUGCAAGACGGAUUCGGCAGGUCUUUUGAGAAAUAAAGCCAUGUCUUUCAUGCUGAAACUACACCAGGAAAGACAAUACUUGGAGAUGAACAAAGCUGAUACCUUCUCUGGAAUUCUGAAUUGUCUCUCAAAUGGCAUCUUAUAUGACAGUAUGGAGAAGAUUGCCAAACUGUCAGCUUCGGUCUGUAAAUCUGGUCAGUCGACUGUGAAGGAGAGAAUCAACUUCAUCUACGUCAAUGUUGUCUUGAGUUGUAUCAAACCGGCAUCAAAACAUAUUUUGCCGUACAAGCAACUAAUUGAUCUCCUUUGCCAAGUUCUGCAGGAGCAAAUCCCAUUAAGAGAGAACUUACCACUGCACUUCAUUGCAGUUGUGCUGUUUUGGCCACAGCAGCAAGAGGUGUCUCCGUAUCACAAUCUGCAGAGGUACAUCUCACAGAUCAGAGUCUCUUAUCGCAUGGUGAUGAAGGAAGUGUUCAAUGGCAAAAGACCCAUUAUCCAUUUCAUGCUGGGGAGGAAGCAGGGCUACCAACGACUGGUACACUUAGGGGAGAUCAGAAGGUCCGUCAGGGCCGGGGAAGAAGAUUUCACAUUAAUGUGGGAAAAUGGAAAAAUAUGGCAAGAGAAGGAGGUAAAGGAGCACCUCUGCAGGUUAACUGGCCAAGUGAAGGACAAGCGGAUUCUGGCAGAUACUUGUAUCUCAGGUCUGAAGUUGGAAAUCACCCCAAUGUUUCAAAGUCAGCUUAGUGGGCAUGCCCAGGAGACCAAAGUGUCAUUCUUUAUCGGUUUCUCGAUGAAAGGCCCUGUUGCACUCGACAUUAAGUAAACUUGAAAAGCAGCAUCUUCCAACAUGCUGUAUCUUUCAGCUACUAAUUCUGGACCCAUCGGUGUUGCUUAAUUUAUGAAUCUAACACAAUAUUAUGUUUUUGUGUGCAUGUGGCUCUGCUUAUUAGUUUCAAUCUUGUUUUGUAAGGGACACAUUUGUUAAGUAAUGCGUUAAAAGCUAACAUCUUAAAUAUCGGGUAUUUGUAUUGUAACACUUUACUGUAUGUUGAUUCAUUGUAAAUAGGAUUUAUUUUAUAAAAGGUGCACCAUUUGCUAUGAGUCGACGGAACAGAAAUGCUCUGUCUCUUAAACAGAAACCAUGGAUUUGUCUUCUUUUCACAUUUAUAUUAACUACUCUUCUUUAUUCACUGAAUACAGCAACUUAAUAUUCAAUGAAACAUCAACAUGGGUAUUGGCCCACACUCCGGCCAUUUUCAGCCAAUCUGAUAUGGAGGGCAAUUAUAAAGCCUCGUCUCUUUGUGCUCUCGGCCCUCUGACUUUUGUCCAUUGAGUUUUGUGGUGGGGGAAGUGGUGGUACUGAGGUAAGACUGGGGUACCUCGUACACGCAUACACACAGAAACGGUUGUUAUUUCACUAGGUUAUGGGUUGUUGCCACCAAUGUAUUUCUGUUAUUUUUGGACAUGUUUGUAGAAGAGAGUCAGGCCUUUUGUUUUCAUUUUUCUUUCCACACAGAGUUGAGCUAGGCCUGGUUUUAUUGUACUUUGCUAAUUUUGUUUGGCACAACCCCCACAGUUAACUCUCCCCCCCACCUUUUCUAUUAUGUUCCUUUUGGUAUUAUAAAUAAAUCUACUUUCUUUAACUGCCUUACACGGCCCCUGUUUUAUUUCUUCAUUGGGUGUCAGCGUUAUUGUUUCCCUCUUAACUGAAGAAAACGUAUAGACUACAGGUAAAACGUGUUUUACCUGUAGUCUAUACGUUUGUUGAUAUCAAAUUAUUGAUAAUUUACUUAAAAGAAAACUUUGCAAAAACGUUCUAAUUACAGAGAAAUUACUUAAAAACAACGUAAUUAAUUCAUCUUUUUUCUAUACAAUACUGAAAUGUAAUUUUUGUGUGUGGAUUGUGUGUUUUAAUCAUAAACUAAUGAUUGAUGUACAGCAAUUAUUUGGCAUACCGUAAAAAAGAGUGACAUUGAUUUUUGCUUUACCUUUUCAAUAAAGAUAAACUGCAACAUGA